AGAAAAUCUCGAGAAAAGCAUUUACGUCUCUUUUGCUUCAAGCAAAUUCCCAACCACCCAUUCGAUAGCGACAUGCGAGUUCGAUACCUACUGCAAUGACUCAACUCACCUGGCUGGUGACUGGUUGCUCUUCCGGAUUUGGUGAAGCCUUUGUGCAGAGGAUACUUGCACGAGGUGAUCGUGCUAUUGCCACUGCACGUGGUGACGUUGCACGUCUAGUUUCACUCGAGGAUGUUGGAGCAGCUAUUCUCUCACUGGAUGUGACAGCUUCCCAAGCUGGCAUCAAUGCGAAGGUAGAAGAAGCGAUUGCUAUCUACGGCGGAAUAGAUGUCCUCGUAAAUAGCGCUGGGUACAUCGAGGCAGGAAUAGCGGAGGAAGUCACCAACGAACACUUCAUCGCCCAGUUGAACACCAACACUUUUGGUGCUCUCAAUGUCACUCGUGCUCUCUUACCCCAUUUCAGGGAGAAGAAGUCUGGUGUUAUUGUUUGGACAGGUUCUCUGGGUGGCAUUGCGGGAGAGGUCGGCGGCGCCGCCUAUUGUGCGAGUAAAUUCGCUCUGGAGGGCAUUGCCGAGUCACUGAAGCUUGAAACAGAGGCUUUUGGUGUCAGGUCGCACUUGUUCCAGAUCGGCCAUUUCCGCACUAAGCUGCUUAACUCCAACAACUUCAAAGCCGUGCCGCGAAGUGUCGAUGUCUACAAAGAUAUCAACGAUAUGAUCUUCGAUUUCCUCGGUCAGGCAGACAACAAUCAGCCCGGAGAUCCUGAUAAGGCGGUGAAUAUUAUGAUUGAUAUUGUCAAGAAGGAGGGUGUAGCUGAAGGAAAGACGGAACCGUUGCGCUUGCCUCUUGGAAAGGAUGCGCUGGCCACUCUCCGAAACAAGUACACCAAGUACUUGGACCUGGUCAAUGAGUGGGAGGAUGUUAUUACGAGCACAGAUUACGAUGUACCGGAUGUAAAAGCCAGUACAACUGUGCAGGGCCAUGAAGCUACCGUCCUAUGAGUGGAAAAUAGGUUUAUCGUAACUGUUCAAAUACUGUG
Molecule: messenger RNA, 1039 nt
Organism: Trematosphaeria pertusa
Lineage: Eukaryota; Fungi; Ascomycota; Dothideomycetes; Pleosporales; Trematosphaeriaceae
Product: NAD(P)-binding protein
Exons: 3
Coding region: 96-1001 (301 amino acids)
Source: RefSeq, a predicted model, not a curated record